AUGGUAAGAACGCGAAGAAAUAAUCGAGCUACUUCUGUUGAGGCAAGUUCUAUUCCUAACAUGAAGAUCUGUCAAGAACCAACUAAAAUUCUGAACAAUGAACCCAAUCCAUCAUUGAAGGACAGAGUGACUUUAGACUCAUUAGCUAAUUCUGUUGAGCAAUUGACCCAAAUAGUCCAAUCUCUUGUUCAACGAUUGGAAAAUAAUGUCAGCUCUCCCUCUAAGGUGUUUAAGGUCUUUGGUUCCAAUUCUAAGACUCUUAACCAACAAAGUAGUGCGUCGAAUAAUUCAUUGUUGCUAUGGUGUAUUGAGAAGGCCAAGACAGAUCUGUCAAUUACUAAAAAAAGGAGAACAGAUUCACUUACUCCAAUCGAUAUUCCUGGAUUAGAGCUACCUAGUUGGGUGCAAGUCUGUUUUAGACCAACAGCUUCAAUGGGUUUGAACGAAACUGAACUUGCAAUUGCAGCAUACUUGUAUGGUAAUCAUUUGAUGGAUAACUACAAGGAGGAUAUAGUAAUUUCAGAGUUUACAGCUCGCAGAGAUGUAUUCAGGAGCUUGAUGCCAGGAAAGCCAAUCGUUUCUCUUGUGCUAGACUUAGUAGCAGAUAUGAUGAGCAUAGAGUUGACCAGAGAAAGUGGUUAUUGGUUUUUACCCACAACUUUUGCAGUAAGUAUAUAGGAGUGUAUACUAAAAUAAUAUUGGUAGUUGUUAUUUGUAUUGCGCAUAUAAACUAGUGGCUGAAAUAAUGUAGCUGUCAGAGAAGACAAAAUUGGAUCCUAAAAGUCUGCCACUUUGUAUCACAU
Molecule: messenger RNA, 803 nt
Organism: Arachis duranensis
Lineage: Eukaryota; Viridiplantae; Streptophyta; Magnoliopsida; Fabales; Fabaceae
Exons: 4
Coding region: 1-678 (225 amino acids)
Source: RefSeq, a predicted model, not a curated record